GCCUACCAAAAAAGAAAAAAGAAAAAAAAAUCUAUUUUUCCAAGUGGGUAACAAUAUUAUCAUUCUCUCAAGACUCUGAAACGCAAAAAACCCCUCGUUUGAUUCACACCAACACAACCCAUUCGCUGUUUUUGGUUUCUUCGUUUACCCUUUUCCCAUAAAUUCAAAAUUAUCAAAGGUUUUCAAUUCAUACCCAAAUUCAUUUCAAUCUCAUAGCCUCAACAUUACCCGUUGAGGCUCAUUCUGUUCUUCAAUAUUGAGGGUUUUUUUCUUUUCAAUUGAUUCUGUUUACCUGUGUAUAAAUAUGUCGAAAUCAUCAAAACUCAUGAGUCCAACAAGGAUUUCUCAAUUUGGGUUCGUUCUAAUUGUGAUUGUUGCUAGGCUAACAUGCGCAGAUGAGAACCCUAGGGUUUCUAAUUCUAUUUGUCAUCCCAAAUCGAUUAACGAUUCAAUUUUUGGUUCCCAAGCUCCGGUUUGUCCUUUGAACGGGAUUGAUUAUUCUUUCGGUGUUCUUGCUGUUAUUGAGGGAGAUGAAACGUCAUUGCAAAAGGCAUUAAGUAUGGUUCAUAAGAAUGCUGGAAAUUACGUUGUUGUCCUCUUCUAUGCAUCAUGGUGCCCUUUCUCAAGAACAUUUAGACCAACUUUAUCCCAAAUGUCUUCCUUGUAUCCUUCCAUAGCUCAUUUUGCAAUUGAGGAAUCUGUCAUAAGGCCAAGCAUACUCUCGAAAUAUGGUGUUCAUGGGUUUCCUACUCUCUUUGUCUUGAACUCAACAAUGCGUGUUCGUUAUCAUGGCUCAAGAACCCCUACUUCUCUUGUGGCUUUUUACACUAAUGUUACAGGUAUUAAAGCCGAAUCUGUUAAUGCAACAUCCCUUGGUGAAACAAUACACGAACACACAAAUCAAAACAUCAACGAGCCAGAAAACUGCCCUUUUUCAUGGGCAAAAUCACCCGAAAACAUGUUCAGACACGAAACAUACUUAACAUUAGCCACCAUUUUUGUGGUUUUAAGGUUGUUUUACUUAGGUUAUCCGUUUAUCAUCACAUGUGCACUUGUUUCUUGGAGAAGAAGGAAUGUAAACAUUCGGUUAAAAACAUUGUGGGAGCACCCAUUGGCUUACAUGAAUCGUGCAAUACAAUUAUUCACUUCAUUGACUGAGCCUUGCAAGAGAAGCAACCUGCAUGGAGCCAUGAAUGCAAAAGCUGCAUGGGCUUCAAAGUCUUUGGCUUCGGUUUCUUUUGGGGAGGCGAGUACUAGCCGUGAUGGGUCUGGAAGUUGAGGGCGAUUUGGUAAUUUCCUUUUGGGAUGUAAUUUGUUUCUUGAUAAGGAAGUUUUAUGUCUAAUUGGGUUCUUUGUGAAAUGUAGAUUACAAUUUGUUUGAUAGAAAAAGAAUUGUUGUGUACUUGUUGUUGGUUGUAAAUGUGUAAGAGACCAAUUCACCUUUCGAAAUCUGACUUUUAUG
Molecule: messenger RNA, 1462 nt
Organism: Lactuca virosa
Lineage: Eukaryota; Viridiplantae; Streptophyta; Magnoliopsida; Asterales; Asteraceae
Source: the annotation of a GenBank genome assembly